Otolemur garnettii (small-eared galago) is the source of this 764-nucleotide messenger RNA. RefSeq names its product ATP-binding cassette sub-family A member 8-like. The record is from RefSeq and is a predicted model, not a curated record. Lineage: Eukaryota; Metazoa; Chordata; Mammalia; Primates; Galagidae. The transcript has 4 exons. Bases 120 to 503 code for a protein of 127 amino acids. Gene Ontology annotation, cellular component: membrane; intracellular membrane-bounded organelle. Gene Ontology annotation, biological process: lipid transport; transmembrane transport. Gene Ontology annotation, molecular function: lipid carrier activity; ABC-type transporter activity.
AGUUCCACAAGACCUUAAACCUUCCCACUAGUUAACGCUUCCCUCAACCUACCUUCAGGCAGGUGAUCCGGGCCCUGUGCAGGAACACGGACAGGGGCGUCCUCCUGACCACUCACUACAUGGCCGAGGCCGAGGCCGUGUGUGACCGAGUGGCCAUCAUGGUGUCGGGGAGGCUGAGGUGCAUCGGUUCCAUCCAACACCUGAAGAGCAAAUUCGGCAAAGAUUACCUGCUGGUGAUGAAGGUGAAGACCCCUGCACAGGUGGAGCCCCUCCACGCAGAGAUUCUCAGGCUUUUCCCCCAGGCUGCUCGGCAGGACAGAUGCUCCACCCUGGUGGUCUACAAGUUGCCUGUUGAGGACGUGCGACCUUUAUCACAGGCUUUCUUCAAAUUAGAGAUGGACUCGUUCCUCCUCACCACCUACACCUUGGGUGAUGCAAACUCCAUUAAGACUCACCUGCCCUUUCCAGGUUGGACUUGCCUCGUGUCUAAGCCCUGUAGCUAGAUGGAGGGAUGGCCAGUUUUGUCUUUUCUCUUAUUUCAUCCUCUCCUUGACUCACAAGCUAAUGUGCUGGGCCUCUCCAGGGCAGAGUGGAAGGGAAGGGAGAGGAGAUGAUAGGCAGGGAAGCCUGACUUGAUCACUGCAGCAGUAACACAGUACCAGGGCCUGCUGUGGAGAAAGGCAGGUGCUGGCUGUUUCUGUCACACGGUGCUUCUGUGGGUCUCGAAGUCUCCCUUUCCCUCCCAUCUGUCACCUCUGACACUG